AUGUUACAAAGUCUCUGUUUUGUCUUGAAAGCUGUCAUUUACUUUUUAGCCUCUACUCGUAAGAGACUGGUGCCAGGAGCAGUGCCAUCUUUAAAUUUGCCAGUGAAGAGUACUCCUACUUCUGCAACAACAACACGACGAGAACUUGUUCGACAUCAACUGGAUAAACGUGUUGUAUAUCAUAAUUUGGAGAGUUUCAAGAAACGAAUUCCGGGUUUGAAGAUGAAGGGAUGGCUGAAAACCGAAAAUGAGGACAAUGUCAUUUUUGAGUUCUGGAAUCCAACAUUUUCCUUGCCCAAGCUAACUUGCUCUGUUGCCUCUAGUCUUGAUUUUUCUGUUGCUGUGUAUAACUGGUUUCUACCUGACGAUCAUGUGAUCUACACUGAAUUGAAGCGAUCGGUAAAGCACACCAGCAUCUCAACCAUUAUUUCUAAGCUAGAGAGUUACAAGAUUUGUGAAGGCCUCAACAAGAAUGAACUCACAUAUUCAAAAUGUGAAGACCCCAGUCCUAGCUGUAGUUCCAGCAGUAUAAUUAGGCAUACCAUUCCCAUAAAGCCUGAGAAUUAUGAAGAAGAUGGUCCUCCCUUUCAAGCCUGUAUCUUUUUGAGAUCACAAGAUUGUGAAUUGCUUUGUGGUAACAUUUCCUGCUCCAGUUGUAUCAAGCAAGAAAAGUCUGUCAGCAAGCAGAAAGAGAAACACGAUGUACAAGCACCUCAACCCCUAAAGGAUAAAGCACCUCUGUCCAAAUCAAGUAAGGAACGGUUGGUUGCUACAGUGCAAAGACAGAGAGUUGUCUGCAAGGAGCUUGAGGGUCGUAUCUCACAGUUGGAAAAAUAG
Paramuricea clavata is the source of this 837-nucleotide messenger RNA. The record is from the annotation of a GenBank genome assembly. Lineage: Eukaryota; Metazoa; Cnidaria; Anthozoa; Malacalcyonacea; Plexauridae.